GCCUAGAAACCGAUCAAUUUGUGAAAUCAAAUGAACGACAUCAUUUAUACUUAGCCAACACAGCUGACCGAUGAAAUCAAGAAAACCACAGCCAAAUUGUAGAAAUACUGCAUGCUUUCCAGAAUAAAAAUAAACAAUGGGGAAAAGAAGGGGCAAACUAGGAAAAGCUGCUCGAAAUGCCAAAGCAGGUCCUGCUACUGGGCUUGAGGAAGAAACAUACCAAAGGGCCCCACAUUCGUUUGUUUUUCACAGAGGUCAUGUUGGUAAGACUGUCAAAGAACUUGUUCUGGACAUUAGGAAAAUAAUGGAACCCUACACUGCUUCAAACCUAAGGGUGAGAAAGAAAAAUGUCAUGAAAGAUUUCUUAACAAUUGCUGGGCCUCUCCACGUCUCCCAUUUCAUUGUGUUCACAAAAACAGAUAUCGGCACAUACAUGAAGCUAGUCUGUGUCCCUCGUGGGCCAACGCUGACAUUUAAGGUCAAUGAGUUUAGUCUUUCCAAGGAUGUUUUGUCAUUUCAAAAACAUCCAGAUGUGGACUCCAGGCUGUUUGCAAACCACGCUGUAAUGGUGACCAACAUACCCUCGGACAGUAUGGAGAACAAGCUCAUGAAUAUUACCUUCAAAAACAUGUUUCCUUCAAUCAACCCAAAUACAGUGAAACUCAACAACAUGAGAAGAUCUGUCCUGGUCAACUACGACCCUCAAAGUAAAACUGUAGAUAUCAGACACUAUAUAAUGAAAGUUACACCAACUGGGGUGAGUAAAGCCAUGAAGAAGCUGAUGAGAUCAAAGCUGCCUGACUUGGGACACCAUGAGGACAUUGCCGACCUGUUUAUGGAGAAAGGGCUGUCUGACAGUGAAGGGGAGCAGGAUGGCCCACACAACCAGGUCACAGUCACACAAAAUGUCAAAGGUCGAGGGGUUACAAGGAAUGCUGUCAAUGCUAUCAGGUUAAAAGAAAUUGGUCCACGGCUGAACCUGACGCUGAUAAAGAUUGAAGAAGGUUUUGAAGAUGGAGAUGUUUUGUAUCAUUCAUUGGUUGUCAAAACACCAGAGGAGCUGGAGGCCAUCAAAGCCAUGAGAAUACAAAAACAAAAGGAAAAGUUGGCCAGAAAACAGAAACAGGAGGCAGAUGUGAGGAAAAAGCAAAAACUUAAAGAAGAGCACAUCAAGAAAACAGAAGAAGGAAUGAAGAGGAAAAUGAAGGAGAAAGGUGAAAUAGAGGCAGUAGAUGAGGAAGACAAAAGUGAAAUGGAUAACAAAACUGAAAAUGAAGAGGAGGAUGUGAAGAAUGAGGAUGAUGAUGAUGACAGAGAGUACUACAAGCAGGAGAUAGGAGAGGAACCUGAGCCAGAAAUGUUCUCAAGUAGUCGAAAAAGGAAAAGGGGAAGCCAAGAUUCUGUUGCGCCUCAAGCUAAACGAGCUAAACAAGGGAAGAAUGAUUUUAAACAAGGGAAGAAAGAUUUCAAACAAGGGAAGAGAGACUUUAAACAAGAGAAGAAAGAUUUUAAGAAGGGACAUAAGCAAGGAAGAGGGGAGACAAACCAAAAACACCAGAAAGAAAAUAGAUUUAGUGGAGCUUCUGGAAAUAAAAAAAGUAAAUUCUCAGUUAAGUUUCAGCAAAAAGACAAGUUUGAUGGUAAACAAAAAGGGAGGAAGGACGGGAACAAAAAGAAAAGGCCAGUUCACAACAAGGUGAAAAAACCAAUGUUUAGGCCAAAAGGCAGUAGAAAGCGAUAGCAGAAAUCUUGAUAACUCUGUUGUUUCAUCUCCAUGUUUUCUAUAUACAGCAUAGACAAGAUAUUAAACAAUUACAUUUUA
Messenger RNA from Physella acuta, 1822 nucleotides. Its product is annotated as suppressor of SWI4 1 homolog. Gene Ontology annotation, biological process: ribosomal large subunit assembly; rRNA processing. Gene Ontology annotation, molecular function: rRNA binding. NCBI's taxonomy places the organism in Eukaryota, Metazoa, Mollusca, Gastropoda, Physidae. Gene Ontology annotation, cellular component: preribosome, large subunit precursor. The record is from RefSeq and is a predicted model, not a curated record.